AUGGCACUCCAUGCCACCUUGUUGACGACCACUGCGGUGGGCGUUGGCACUCUUUUUUUCUACAUUGGCGCUUGCAUCAUCUACAACUUGUUCUUUCACCCGCUCCGACACUACCCUGGCCCGCUCCUCAUGAGAGCAACGCGAUGGGGGUACUGCUACAAGCUCAUCAACGGCACUCUCCCUUUCGACCUCUUGGAGCUUCACAAGAAAUACGGGGAUGUGGUCCGCAUCGCCCCAGACGAGCUGGCGUUCUGGAACGCACGGGCCUGGAAGGAGAUCAUGGGCCAUCGGACGCAGGGGGCGCCCGAGUUCAAGAAGUUCGCUCGAUUCUACCGACCGGUCCCGGACCAGGCGACAAACAUCAUCAACUCCGAGGGGUCGGAACACUCACGGCUCCGUCGGCAGAUGGCCCACGGGUUUAGCGACCGUGGCCUGCGGGAGCAGCAGCCGCUGAUCAUGAAGUACGUCGAUCUUUUCAUCCAGCGCCUGCACGAGAACAGCACGAAGACGGACCCCAUCGACAUCAUGGCUUGGUACAACUUUACGACGUUUGACAUCAUUGGAGACCUUGCCUUUGGGGAGCCCUUCGACUGCCUGGAGAACUCCGAAUACCACCCAUGGGUCAAGAACAUCUUCGAGUCGGCUCGGCUCGGCAGCAUCUUGCAGACAGCCAACCACUUUCAACCCCUGAGGAAGUUGAUCACCAAGGCGCUGGCCACGAAGUCGCUGCAGGAGGCCCGAGAAAGAAACAUGGGCAGAGCAAAGGAGAAGUUGCAAAGACGCAUGGAUGUGGGGAAAGACGGCGGCAGGCCCGAUCUCAUUGAAGGCCUGUUGAAGAAGAAGGAGGAGCUGGGUCUUUCGUUUGACGAGCUUGCGUCGAACAGCAACAUCCUCAUUAUCGCAGGGUCUGAGACGACCGCCACGCUACUGACUGGCCUGACAUACCACCUCUUAUGUAACCCGCAAUGUCUUGCCAAACUGACCAACGAAGUUCGAUCAUCCUUCCAGAAGGAGGAAGACAUCGACAUGCUCUCGGUCGGCAGGUUGACUUACAUGCUGGCUUGUAUAGAAGAGGCGCUGAGAGUCUAUCCACCCGUGCCGCUGGGUCUUCCCCGAGUGGCCCCGCCUGGUGGGGCAACCGUCAGCGGGAAGUUCGUCCCCGAGAAUACUAUUGUGGCCAUUCACCAGUGGUCCGUCAACCAUAACGAACAAAACUUCAAGAGGCCUUUUGAGUUUCACCCCGAAAGGUUCCUGGGCGACGAGGAGUUCUCCACCGACAACAAAGAAGCAUUACAGCCCUUCCAUGUUGGUCCCCGGAACUGUGUGGGGCGAAAUUUGUCCUACUCGGAGAUGAAGCUUAUUCUCGCCCGGCUCAUCUGGAACUUUGACAUGGAGCUUGCCGCAGAGAGCCGGAACUGGGCGGAAAAGCAGAAGAUCUUCAUCCUGUGGGACAAAGGUCCGCUGCGAGUACGCCUGACGCCGGUGAUUCGCACCACGAGCUGA
Molecule: messenger RNA, 1503 nt
Organism: Colletotrichum higginsianum IMI 349063
Lineage: Eukaryota; Fungi; Ascomycota; Sordariomycetes; Glomerellales; Glomerellaceae
Product: Cytochrome P450 ClCP1
Exons: 5
Coding region: 1-1503 (500 amino acids)
Molecular function (GO): oxidoreductase activity, acting on paired donors, with incorporation or reduction of molecular oxygen; monooxygenase activity; iron ion binding
Source: RefSeq, a predicted model, not a curated record